Messenger RNA from Glycine soja, 1236 nucleotides. RefSeq names its product LOB domain-containing protein 4-like. The record is from RefSeq and is a predicted model, not a curated record. Lineage: Eukaryota; Viridiplantae; Streptophyta; Magnoliopsida; Fabales; Fabaceae. The transcript is spliced from 2 exons. Bases 206 to 718 code for a protein of 170 amino acids.
UUUUGUUAACUUUCCAAAGUAAUUUUCAUCCAUUCAGCAUUAAUUUCCCGUUGCCUCACUAACUGGGUAUAUAUAUUUGUCAUGUCUUAUUAGCCAUAUUCUUUUGUACCGACACUCCUUUUCCCUCUCUUUAUAUUUUGUUUUAAAGAGAGGGCUAAAAAAGAAAAGGGUUAGUGUUGUACAUUCUUGUAGCAGCUUAGAAUUGAUGAAGGAAGGUGGUGGUAGAAAGCAAGGUGCAGCCUCACCUUGUGCUGCAUGCAAGCUUCUGAGGAGAAGGUGUGCUCAGGAUUGUGUUUUUGCUCCAUAUUUCCCAGCAGAUGAACCCCAAAAGUUUGCAAACGUGCACAAGGUGUUUGGUGCUAGCAAUGUCAACAAGAUGCUUCAGGACCUACCAAUGCAUCAACGAGGGGAUGCAGUGAGUAGCAUGGUGUAUGAGGCCAAUGCCAGAGUCCGAGACCCUGUUUACGGGUGCGUUGGGGCCAUCUCUUCACUUCAGCAACAGAUUGAUGUGCUACAGACGCAAUUGGCCCUGGCCCAGGCUGAGGUGGCCCAUCUUCGGGCGAGACAAAACAGAUGCUUUUCCCAUCAUGGGCUUAGGCCAACUAGCCCAACCACUAGUGGUUUUCCAUCAUCCAAGACCUUGGACUCACAUGCUAAGCCUAUUUUUGACAUAGACAUGGUGGACCAGGUUCGCUAUGGUGCUUCAAUGUGGUCAUGACUCUUUGUUUUUUUUAUUACUUUUUUUUUUUAUUAAUGUCAUGACUUAUAUGCUAAUACAAUUAUUUGUACUCUAGUUAGUAUAUCUAUUAGUGGAGCAUAGGAAGAAAAAAAAAAAGCAAUUUGGCCUACACUUCCACUUGGUGAGUGUUGGAGCGGUGCUGCCGGCAGUGGCCGGGGUACUGUGGUGGUGGAGGAGCUGUGGUGGAGGCGUUCGCCCGCUUAAUUAAUUUAAUUUUGGUUUUUGGGAAAGAGUUUCUCAUUGAAGGUUAGAUGUAAAUGUUAUUGUUACUUUGUAUGAAGGACAAGUUUAUGGCGUGAUAGUAUUUGGACUCUUUAUGGCAAAUGUGAAAGGGAGCCAUGGAUAUUCUGUUGUUGUGUUUAUUAGGAGUAUUAUGACUUGGCCUUUUCCAACAUCAUGGAUGAACCAAGUGGCUUUUACAUGGAUUUUGAUAGGCAAGGAUGCUUCUUUCUAUUGUUGGAAUAUUCAGUAUUGCAGUGGAUAACUUAAGUACUAUA